CCCUCGGCCGGCCACGCCCCUCCAGGGGACUGCGCGGCGGGAUGCGCCAGGAGCCGGGCGGCCGCGGGAGGAGGCGGCGCCCGGUGGCCGGUGGCCGCGCACCAUGGGGAACAAGCAGACCAUCUUCACCGAGGAGCAGCUGGACAACUACCAGGACUGCACCUUCUUCAAUAAGAAAGACAUCCUCAAGCUGCACGCGCGGUUCUACGAGCUGGCCCCCAACCUGGUCCCCAUGGACUACCGGAAGAGCCCCAUCGUCCACGUGCCCAUGAGCCUGAUCAUCCAGAUGCCCGAGCUCCGGGAGAACCCCUUCAAGGAGCGGAUCGUGGAGUCCUUCUCAGAGGACGGAGAGGGCAACCUCACCUUCGACGACUUCGUGGACAUGUUCUCCGUGCUCUGCGAGUCGGCGCCCCGCGACCUCAAGGCCAACUACGCCUUCAAGAUCUACGACUUCAACACGGACAACUUCAUCUGCAAGGAGGACCUGGAGAUGACGCUGGCCCGGCUGACCAAGUCGGAGCUGGAGGAGGACGAGGUGGUGCUGGUGUGCGACAAGGUCAUCGAGGAGGCCGACCUGGACGGCGACGGCAAGCUGGGCCUCUCCGACUUCGAGGACAUGAUCGCCAAGGCGCCCGACUUCCUCAGCACCUUCCACGUCCGGAUCUGAGGACGCGGCCGAGCUCCGGGCCCGCCGCCCGCCGCCGUCCACCUCUGCUGUCUGCACAGCUCUGACCUCCCAGGACCAGGACGGGAGCUGCAGCCUCGGGGGCUGACCCCCACCGACAUGUCCUCGGCCCUUUCAGCAAAAAACCCUCCACGGGGAAGGGGCGGGAGGAGGGAAGGGGCAGGGCUCCCCAGGCCCCUGUGGUCCGGCCCAGCCCCAUGGCCGGCCCCUCACAGGCCCUCCCUCUGCCCCCCACCCCCGUGUGCCUGGUUCCCCGCCCCCUCCCCGUAGAAAUGCCCCCCAGGGGCAGGCCGGGCACCUGGGGGGCGGGGACCAACCAGUCUGCGUGCUAGAAACACACGCCCGGGGUACCCGGGGCAAAGCGGGGAGAAGAGCAUGAGAUUUUUUUUUUUAAUAUAUUUGUAUUGAUGUCAGAGAGGAAGGGAGAGGGAGAGAGAGAGAAGCAUCGAUGAUGGGAGAGAAUCAUGGACCGGCCGCCUCCCGCACGCCCCCCACUGGGGAUGGAGCCCGCCACCCGGGCCUGUGCCCUGACCGGGAAUCGAACCCUGACCUCCUGGUUCCUCGGUCCACGCUCAGCCACGGAGCCACGCCGGCCGGCCGGGCGAGGAUGAAAUUUCCACGAACUAUGCAAUCUUUCUCGAACCCCACGCUGGGCUGCCGCCCGCCCUGCCCGCCCCGUCUCGCCGCCCCACGCCC
Myotis myotis is the source of this 1381-nucleotide messenger RNA. It is a transcript of the gene CIB2, whose product is annotated as calcium and integrin binding family member 2. Gene Ontology annotation, molecular function: calcium ion binding. The record is from RefSeq and is a predicted model, not a curated record. Bases 104 to 667 code for a protein of 187 amino acids. The transcript is spliced from 6 exons. NCBI's taxonomy places the organism in Eukaryota, Metazoa, Chordata, Mammalia, Chiroptera, Vespertilionidae.